CGGGCUUGUCCAGGCCAGGAUUCGCCUGCACUUUUCUCCUCCGCAGUCUCUCUCCACUGCAGUGAGAGGAAGGAGCAUCGGCGGCGCCGCCGACCUCAAUCGGCUCCGUCGGCGGCAGCCACCCUCGACCUCGAAUCGAGCUUGUUGGCGGCGGUGUCUGAUCGGAAGGAGAGGGGAACAACCUGCCACCCCCCCUCUGCACCGUGUCACCGGCCAGGUAAUGGUCUCCCUCCUCCCUCCCUCCCUCCCGCGCCCGCCCAUCCCCGCCGCCCUCAGCUGCCCCUCCGGAUCCCUCCCUCCGGCCCCUCUCCUUCGGAUCCCGCGCCUCCGCCUCCUUCACUCACCGUCGACGGCGACGCCCUCCGCUGCUCCACUUAGGGCCCCCGCGUCCUUCAUCCGCGCGAGGGCGGGUCCGCUCUUCCCCGGCAUCAGCAGAUCUUCAUCAGCGACAGCGAGUUGCUGAAGUUCAAAUUGGGCAAUGGAUCUGGACACAGAGAAUCGUCUAGCUUCAUUACUCCUUGAAGAAGCACGGAGAUUACAGUUAGAGGCUGACAGGGAAGGUGUUCAUGCAUAUCUGCGAAAGCCCAAUGUUAGGCAUCGUCCAAACUCCCGUUUCCUCACAGCCACAGUUCGUGGAGUUCAACAAGCAAACCGUGUUGUGGAGGUUGAUGAAAUGUGGCAUGCCAGGGAGAAGGAACUUGAACUUGAGUCUAAGCUGAAAAGAAGAAAUAAAGAGCGUGGUGACUCUAGAGGGGAGAAACGCAAAGGUGACUCGAGAAAUAUGAGUUCCAACUCAAAGAUUGAAGAAGAAACCACUUAUAAUAGUUCUUACUCAGACCAGGAUGAUGGUCUAGGGGAUGAUGAAAUUGAAAAGUUUCUGCAUUCAAGGAUAAAGCGAGGAAGAGGUGCCGUUGGCUCUAGGAUGGAUGAACCUGGUCCAUACCUAAAGGCUUCAUCACAUUGUCGAGACGAAGAACCUAGCCCGGAUAUACGUUUGGAAGAAAAAUGGGAACGGCGAGUACAAGGUCCGGAGAGGCCACUGUUUUUGAGAUCCAAGUCUCCUGAUGAUUGCUGGCAUAAGGAAACAUUGGACGAUAAGCCAUCCAGCUCUUCUGAACCACGCAGAAAAAAGGAAAAUAAAAAGGAGAGGAAAUCAGAGAAAAAAGAGAGAAAGGAGAGAAAAGAUAAGAAGAAAUCUAAGCAUCGGCACCGCCACCACCAUCACAAAAGCCGAAGAAGGGAGUGAUGUGCCUGGAAAUCCAUUUCUGCACCCGAGCUCAUCUGCACCCGCGCCGACGAAAAAAAUCAAAACAAAUACUAGCAAAAUUCAAAAAAUUCCAAAUAAAAUUUGUGUGGUAGACAAUUUGAUG
Molecule: messenger RNA, 1370 nt
Organism: Triticum dicoccoides
Lineage: Eukaryota; Viridiplantae; Streptophyta; Magnoliopsida; Poales; Poaceae
Product: nucleolar protein 58-like
Exons: 5
Coding region: 479-1246 (255 amino acids)
Source: RefSeq, a predicted model, not a curated record